Aspergillus pseudotamarii is the source of this 1461-nucleotide messenger RNA. RefSeq lists its product as uncharacterized. Bases 1 to 1461 code for a protein of 486 amino acids. The record is from RefSeq and is a predicted model, not a curated record. Gene Ontology annotation, molecular function: FAD binding; oxidoreductase activity. Lineage: Eukaryota; Fungi; Ascomycota; Eurotiomycetes; Eurotiales; Aspergillaceae. The transcript has 3 exons.
AUGUAUUGGUCUAUUCUUCAUUUUCUCGCAGCAGCGCUGCCCGCUGCGGCUUUGGCUACGAAUAAUUCAUGCACACUCGUGGAGUCCAAGAUUCCAAGGCGCAUCUCAUACCCCGGUUCAACAACAUACAAUUCGUCCAUCUCAUCCUACUACGGCGACCAUGAGCGCGCUUUGAGUCCAAAUUGUAUCUUCAGGCCUACCACCACUGCGGAAGUAUCUAAGUUCGUCAAGUUGAUGACUGCUAAUAACUCCACGAGCAAGUUCGCCGUUAGGGGUGGGGGACACACCUUCUGGACUGGCGCGGCAAACAUUCAGCCUGGCAUAACUGUCGACCUGCGCCUCAUGAAUCAAGUAGAGUUGAGCGACGAUCAAAGGAUUGCUCGCAUUGGAGGGGGCGCAGUAUGGGAUAUCGCUUACUCGCACCUUGUACCGCAUAAUCUGACUGUUAUGGGAGGCCGUAUUCCCGGGAUCGGAGUCGGAGGCUUUGCCACUGGAGGUGGAAUUACCUUCGCGUCACGCGAGCACGGUUUCAGUUGCGACAAUAUCCACGGGUACGAAGUUGUUCUCGGAAGUGGUGAAGUCAUCUAUGCAGAUCAAAACUCCCACCCUGACCUUUGGCUCGCGUUGAAAGGCGGCUCCAACAACUUUGGCAUCGUCACACGCUUUGAUGUGGCUACAAUCCCUCAGGGAAAUAUGUGGUAUAGCAUGCUUAAUUACAAUUAUACCAACGCCACGUUGUGGGCUCACGCCAAAGCCUUCAGCAACUUUAUGAAGCCAGAAAAUCAUGAUGGCGCAGCCAUGAUGGGAAUGUUCCUGGACUUUGUAGACGGUAAGCUCCUUCUUUCUGAUGCCAUGUGGUAUACAGAGGAGGUUCAGAAACCCGCCGUUUACGAUGCUUUCACGGAGAUUCCGAACUUGGGGGGGGUGGCGGAGCUCAACACUACUGACCACGUCGUGAGCAAGUUCGGGGAGAAUAUCCCAUCCAAGGUGGAACGGGGUUUCCAACUCACUUUUUCGUUCCAUAACCCGGAUCCUAUGGUCUACAUGCAGCUCUUCAAGAUCUGGGAGAAGGGAUUGAACAAGAUUGCGAAUGUGGAAGGCAUCUUCGUCGAGUUCCUGACUCAGCCUCAUCCUGUUACUAACGGCACCAACAUGUUCGGUCUGACGCCUGGCAAGACUGACGACGUCAUGGUCGAUAUGACUGCUACCUACGCCAAGAAGGCAGACGAUGCCGGGGUCAAGUCCGUCAUCACGGACAUUGUGAACCAGCAGCGUGCUGUCUUGAAGGCUCAUGGAUAUCUCAUCGACUUCAUCUAUCUCAAUUACGCCGACAUCUCACAGAAGGUGCUCCAGAGCUGGGGGGCGGAUAACGUUGCCAAGCUGCGAGCUAUCAGCAAGAAAUACGACCCCAAGGGUGUGUUUCAGAAACAGGUUCCUGGUGGUUACAAGAUUCCAAUGUAA